Dama dama (fallow deer) is the source of this 1853-nucleotide messenger RNA. RefSeq names its product Q-nucleotide N-glycosylase 1 (gene QNG1). Lineage: Eukaryota; Metazoa; Chordata; Mammalia; Artiodactyla; Cervidae. The transcript is spliced from 4 exons. The record is from RefSeq and is a predicted model, not a curated record. Bases 263 to 1288 code for a protein of 341 amino acids.
GCCACCCUCCCGGAAGUGCCUGCAGCCUCGGGCUGGUUUUCGCUGUGCCUCAGUGGUGCGCGCGGGGCCGUAAGGGGAUUGGACACUGUCGGUUCUCUUAUCCUCUCUGAGAGGACGGGAGCCUGUUAGGGCAACGAUCCCGCGGUGGGAAGGGAGGGAAAGUCGUAGGGGACCCUGGCCUUUGUCCCUGCCAGAGAGGGAAGGGCGUUUGGCCACCCGGCGGGCAAAAGUGGCGGUUCCAGUCCCACAGGAGAAGUGCGGGAUGGACGGGCUUCUGACUCCUAGGGAGUCUGCAAAAUUCAUUGCCGAGAACAGUCGAGAUGUGUUCAUUGACCACGGAGGCGUGCGGAGGGUGGCCGAGCUGCUGCUGGCCAAGGCCACGGGGCCCGAGCUGCGCAUUGGGGGCUGGAAGGCGAUUCACGAGCUGAACCCUAGGGGCGCAGACGAGGCCGCCGUUAACUGGGUGUUCGUGAUAGACACGCUCAACUUCUCUUUCUGGUCGGAGAGUGACGAGCAUAAAUGUCUGGUGGGGUUCGGGGGAAAGACGUACAGUGGGUACUGGUCCCUGUGCGCCGCGGUCAACAGAGCUCUGGACGAAGGGAUCCCAAUAACUAGUGCUUCCUACUAUGCCACAGUGACCCUUGAUGAGGUUCGACAUAUACUCCGGUCUGACACAGAUGUCCCCAUGCCUUUGAUAGAAGAGAGGCAUCGGAUUCUCAAUGAAACCGGGAAAAUUCUACUUGAGAAGUUUGGAGGCUCUUUUCUUAAUUGUGUCCAAAAAAGUGAUAAAAGUGCUCAGAAGUUAUUGCACCUGGUGGUUGAAAACUUUCCUUCUUACAGAGAUGUGACUCAGUUUGAGGGGAAAAGAAUUUCUUUUUACAAAAGGGCCCAAAUCCUGGUGGCAGAUACGUGGAGUGUAUUAGAGGGGAAAGGAGAUGGCUGCUUUAAAGACAUCUCCAGUAUCACCAUGUUUGCCGACUAUAGAUUACCUCAGGUCCUUGUUUACCUGGGAGCCCUGAAAUACUCCGAUGAACUCCUGGAGAAGCUUCUCAAAGGAGAAAUGCUUUUUUAUGGGAAUAGGCAAGAGGUGGAAAUCAGAGGGUGCUCAGUUUGGUGUGUCGAGCUGAUCCGGGAUUGUCUUCUGGAGCUUAUUGAAAAAAAGGGUGAAGAAACUACUGGCGAGAUCAAUUCCAUUCUCUUGGAUUACUACUUAUGGGACUAUGCCCGUGAUCACAGGGAGGAUAUGAAAGGAGUUCCAUUUCAUCGUACACGUUGCAUAUAUUAUUGACCCAUAGUGUAAACUGAUCCUAAGAAAAUGCCUUGCAUUUUUAUAUCAUAAUUAUUUAUACAAUUCUGCUUUGAUAUUAAGAGAAGGUGGUAGAGGUUACAGCAAUAAGAAAAUGGAUUAGCCAGACUCUUUUAAAAUAUUUUCCUGACGUAUCACUCUGUAUUCCCAAUUUUAUCCUUUGUUUACUUGUUUAGUUUUGACUAUAUUUUCUCUUUCUGUAGAUACAUGAGAGAAAUAAUGAAGAAAAUUUAAUGCUUUCUUUAAAUCUCAGAUUUCUUAAAAUUAAUCAUGCCUUAUAAUGAUCUUUAGUGAUAAUAUUUCAUCCAUCCAAUCGGUAUCUUUUUUCACAGUACAGUAAUUUUCUGUGUACCAUAAUCAUUUGAUAUGAGAGAGAGUAGGGUCUUUGCUGUAUUGAAUGCUGCCACUCUUGUAGAAAUCAAUCUUGACAGAUAUUUAGAAACUUUUUGUUGAUAAACAUAAUGAUUUUCAAUUUAGGAUAUCUUUUUUUCUUCAGAGUAAAUACAUUGGAAUUUUUUGAAUAAAGAUUUUUUAAACAUUUCUUAAA